Molecule: messenger RNA, 1932 nt
Organism: Neltuma alba
Lineage: Eukaryota; Viridiplantae; Streptophyta; Magnoliopsida; Fabales; Fabaceae
Product: la-related protein 6B
Exons: 10
Coding region: 166-1605 (479 amino acids)
Biological process (GO): RNA processing
Cellular component (GO): ribonucleoprotein complex; nucleus
Molecular function (GO): mRNA binding
Source: RefSeq, a predicted model, not a curated record
UCCCACCGAAAUUUUGAGAAUUCUUCUCCAUCGGACCUGGUGUUGAACCCCACUUGGCUGCACUGAUAUUUUCCCCGGCACUCCUCACAAUAAGUCAGAAAUCCGAUCCCUAACCCGCUCAGAAGUCUCUUUGAUCGUCUCAUAUAGUUCCAACAUCUCCUUGUAAUGGCUCAGGAGUCAGUCUCGGAAACCCCAGAUGCAUCGUCAUCUUGCAGUGUUCCGUCCCAGCCAGAUCCAACUUUUUCUAGAAGCGGUUCGUUUAGCCGACUCAACGCGCAGGCGCCUGAAUUUGUGCCUACUCGACCCACUUCACGGACCGAUCGACAACAACCUAGGCUAGUUGUUCCACCACCUCCUCCCCCCCCGCCGCCAGGUAUGGUACAUGUUUAUCCGCCGCCUCCAACUUCGCCCUUCCAUAUGCCGAUUCGACCUCAUUUGCCAGUGGGCAGUCACGUCGUUCCUGUUCAGAGUCACCACCACCUUUCCCAUCAGCAUCCGGUUCAUUAUCAUCCUCACCAGCAUCAGUACUAUGUUAGCACUGGUGGAGGGGGAUUGGGGGAGCAAGACUCUGGCUUGCAGUCAGGUCAGAAGUCCCAAGUUGAGCCAGAUCAUACUUCUUUCAAGAAUAAACUAUCUGAGGAAGCUAGUCAGAAGAUUUUGAAUCAGGUAGAGUAUUAUUUCAGUGAUUUGAACUUAGCUACAACUGAUCAUUUGAUGAGGUUCAUCAACAAAGAUCCUGAAGGUUAUGUGCCGAUAUCCGUUGUUGCAUCCUUUAAGAAAAUUAAGGCUCUUAUAAGUAGUCACUCCCAGCUUGCAACUAUUUUGAGGAACUCAUCAAAACUUGUAGUUAGUGAAGAUGGAAAGAAAGUCAGACGCCUCCAUCCCUUGACUGAGUCUGAUAUAGAAGAGUUACAGUCCCGCAUUGUUGUUGCUGAGAACUUACCUGAGGAUCAUUGCCACCAGAAUCUUGUCAAGGUUUUCUCUGCUGUGGGGAGUGUUAAUACUAUUCGGACUUGCCCACCUCAAUCUUCGAAUGGUGGAGCUUCUGCAUCUAGGCUGGCAAAAGUUGAUAGCAUGCCUCUAUCUAACAAGUUGCAUGCAUUUGUUGAAUAUGAAUCUGUUGAGCUAGCUGAGAGAGCAGUCGCUCAGCUGAAUGAUGAGAGGAAUUGGCGGAGUGGCCUCCGCGUUCGUCUAAUGCUUAGAUGCAUGUCAAAACCUGCACAAGUUCGUGGAAAGAAGGGGCUUGAAGUUGAAGUGGAGUGUGAGCACGAUUAUACUUCUGUGCCUGAGCAACAGGUGAAUGAGAAACUAGCAGAAGACUCUUACUUAGUGGAUUCUAAGCUGCAUGAACCUGCAGGGGAAGAGCAUAAUUUUGAGAAAGAGAGUGGCCAGAGGAAGGGUCGUAGCCGGGGACGGGGCAAGGGACGAAGCCGAUCUCAUUGUCACCAGUUUAGUCGCACCAAUCCCAUAGGAACUCCCCCUUCAAAUAAUUCGAGUCCUGUCGAACAGGUUGUGGCCAAGCAGCCUCCGGGUCCUCGUAUGCCAGAUGGCACAAAAGGAUUUUCAAUGGGUCGAGGCAAGCCAGUAGCUGUUGAUAUAGUGUAAUGCUGGGGAAUUAGAUUCAGGCUUGUAGUGUGUUUAUGUUGUUUUGAAUUAGAGGGUCAAUCUUGCAGUGGGGAAUAGUUGGCGUUGCCAUCUCUGGAUCAAAGCAGUUAUUUUACUCAUAUCUAUACAUACACACAUACAUAUAUAUACGUUAUAUAAAAAUUGUGUAAUUAAAAAAAAGGAUUAAAGGGAAGGGGGCUUAAACGAUGGAGGUCCGGGGGUAUGUUUUUUGUUCGAGAAUGGUGAAUUGUCGUUGUUAUCCCUGUCCUGGCCUUUUCGGCAAUUUAAUGUUAGAGAAGAGACCGAAUUCCUGUUGUUUGGGAACAA